Molecule: messenger RNA, 1788 nt
Organism: Prorocentrum cordatum
Lineage: Eukaryota; Dinophyceae; Prorocentrales; Prorocentraceae
Source: the annotation of a GenBank genome assembly
AUGGCAAGUGGAGACAACUCCAAUAGUUCAGUGGAUCUCAAGAUCCCGGUACCGAAGGGCGAAACACUGAAGGAUUUCACCAGGUACAAGGGGGCUGUGCAGGCGGCGGAGCUAGGACGCGAGUCAAAGGCGCACGAGAUCCAGACGUAUGGUAACCUCUCCAUCUUGUUGAUCGCGGGAUACUUCAUGGCCGUGCUUGUCAUCUACACCGUCUGCUGGCUCUUCCUGCUGCUCCUGCCAGAGUCCUGCCAGUUCACUUCGUUGCACCGCCAGCGCCGGAAGGCGCGCAUCCGCCUGUACAAAAGCUUCGGCGGCACCGGCCGGUACGCCCGCGCCAGCUGGGGCAACUUGUUGGACUUCGGCGUGACGAUCGUGUCGCUGGCCUCGUGCCUGAUGUACGUGGUGGAGACGUACAUGCCGUUCCUCUCGGUGGACACCUCGUGGGUAAUCGCCGAGGUCGUGGUAUCGGCCAUGUUGUUUGCGGAGUACCUCCUCACCUUGUUAUUGGUCAACGACCCGCUGAAUUACAUAUUCUCCUUGUUCGGCCUUGUCAACGUGGUCACCACCUUGCCCGUGUUCGUGAACAGCUGGCGGGCGCGCCACUCCGACGCAGAGCCGACGAGCCUCCGGCGGAGCGUGGGCUUCCGGUUGCCGCGCAGGGUCUCCGGCGCCUCCUGCCUCGUGGCGUGGGUGCGGGAGGUCAGGGAGCCCCAGCGUGCCUCGAGCGCAGCUCGGGCCGCCAGGUCCCUGGCCCUCGCGGCGUUGGGCGGCGUCGGGUGGCGCUGGUUGGCGCUGAGGGAAUGGAGCAAGGUGCGGAAUCUCGAGAUGCCAGCCUGCAAGGAGUCCCUACAGGUGAAGCCGAUGAGGAUGCUCUUGUACGCCAGGGUCAAGGGAGAGACCGCCUGCAGCGAGCGGCCCUAUGCGGCCUCGCAGAUGGUGAGCAACAAGCCCGAGGUGCUCGCGUGCGCCGGGUGCCUGGCCUUCGCCGGGUCGCUGGAGCAGCAGGUGGACCUGCUGUGCGGGGGCGGGGCGGGGGGCGGGCCCGCGGAGGCUGGGGCCAAGCCAGCCGCCUGGCGGCUGCCUUGGCGGCCGCUGCCGGGGGCCGAGGACUGCGGGGCCGAGGAGCGCGAGCCUAUGAAGUGCGGGUGCGGCGAGACGUUCUGCAGCGAGGACUGCCUCGAGAGGUCCGGGCACAGGUACGCGUGCGUGGCCGGCAUCCCGGACGGCGCGCUCGGGGAGGCGCACCCGCUGCUGCGCUUCAAACGGCACGCGGUGAGCACCUCCGCGCUGUAUCUCUUCGUGGGCCGCGCGCUGGCGCAGUCGGGGUACGAGCUGGAGAGGGCACAGGGCCAGGAGGACCUCCUGGCGCCCCUCGCGCCCCUGGCGGCGAUGGUGGCCGAGCCCUGGUGGGACGUCGCCGUCCCGCCGCAGCCCCCGAGCCGGAGGGACCUCAAGGGUGAUGUGCCUAAGCCAAUCGAUGCCGACAUGGUCGAACUGCUGACUGUCUCCAAUCCGAGCCUCUUGCUCAGCCGAGAAUUUACAAAGAUGACGGGCCAACUCGAAGCAACCAUCGACGACGGCACGAUCGGCGGCAGCGAUUCUACCCAAAGAGGCACCCUUCUUCGCAUAUUCGUCCGCAGCCUUGUUGCCGAGAUACUCAAGUCGACUGAGCUUCCCAUUCUCGACAUCACGAAGGCUGGCCCCGGGGAAAACUGUAGCAUGGCGGACAAGGGAGACCACAGCGUAGUCCUCACCGUCGCGAGCGACCUGGGCUGGAGCAACGCUUAA